Molecule: messenger RNA, 4559 nt
Organism: Patiria miniata (bat star)
Lineage: Eukaryota; Metazoa; Echinodermata; Asteroidea; Valvatida; Asterinidae
Product: protein sidekick-1-like
Exons: 17
Coding region: 713-3088 (791 amino acids)
Biological process (GO): cytokine-mediated signaling pathway
Cellular component (GO): signaling receptor complex; external side of plasma membrane
Molecular function (GO): cytokine receptor activity; cytokine binding
Source: RefSeq, a predicted model, not a curated record
AGGUAUGGUCCGUACGGCGCAGAAACACCGUCGCCAUUAUGUGGAGCCAUGGAGGAAUAUUCCUCCAUGGUGGAGCUAAACUAAACUUCACUCACCGAACAUCGUAGAAGAGCUACAUUCUUCAAGCAACAAGUAAAUCAAAUCAAAAAGACGUACACUCACUAGUUGCUUUGGAAAUGACCACUAUGAGUAUGAACAUACCUGGUUUUAGGAGGUGCAAGUGACAAACAACUGGAAAACAUAACCACGAAGUUUUACCAACAUCUCUCUGCAACAAUCUGCAUUGCCAAUGCACGCCGCGUGCUGACAAAACUUGAAAGGGGUUUUCCGGCGCGCUAUUUUUAGACACGUCAAAACUUGGCACGUGUUUGUUUUAUCUUGAUUGAUGGUGCGCGCGGGCCACGCGCAGCUCCUUUAUUAACUGAGAGUUUAUGGCCGCUGUUUCCAGGGUUGAAGAUGAUGAAGACUUCGAUCUGGUGCGUUGGACCAUCAUAGAGCAAGGUGGACCAUUUCUGCCUCCGUGGUUGGACCAUGAACGUCCUCAUCCAAACAUGACGUCGUCCACAAGCAACAAGUAUGAAGCGAAGAGAAAGUUUUUAUAGGAAAUAGGAAACAGACGUUUUUUGGGGUUAAAUCAACCAGUUCAAGUUCAGCCAUUGGUGAACCCUCUUAUUCUGGAUUGUGACAACAAAUCAGCAUUUCUGUGGACAACAUGGCUGGUACUAACUGUGUCCUGUUGACGUUGGUUGUUUUCUUGAUAGGCUAUCUUGAAGGUUGUUUGUUACCAGUUGAUCCCAUCAUUGAAGUUGGUUCAGACCUGGUCCUGAAUUGUACCAUUGAUGACUCGUCCAAUGACGGUCGUACAUCUCAAGAUGUCAUCUGGGAACACAAUCGCGACAAGUUGCCACCAGACAGGUACACCAGUCUCAGUGACACAGUGUCUCAAUUGACACUGACAAAUGUCACCUUCAGUGACUGGGGGAUGUACUACUGUCACUUAGGGCGGCGCAAACGCUGUGAUGCCUCGGAGGUGUCAGUUGGAAGGAAGCCCGAGCCACCUAUUCUAACCUGCGUCAUACCGUCUCCUGAUGCAUAUCGGUGUAGCUGGGAAGACGGGACGUACACACAGAUUCAAACCCAGCACAAUUUUAUGUUCAAACUUGGUGGUAGCUGGGAAGACUGUCCAUCACCAGGGCGCAACACUUGUAAUCUACAACUUGGCGCUGGCCUCAUUCAACACGUUCGAGUCACCUCAACCAACCGUCUGGGGAACGCUACAACCGAGAAAGUCUUCCAUACUUACAACGAUGUCGUUGUAAAUAGUCCAAGCAAUGUUGCAGUCACUAAGAUGGAGACUGAGACAUCGCUGAGAGUAACAUGGUCUGUUCCUGAUGAGUGGCCGUCGACAAGAGAAGGAUCUCUGACUUACAAACUGAGGUACAAGAAGGAGGAAUGUGUGAUGGCUAAUCACACAUGCUGCUGUUGGUUAGAGACUCAAGAUGUGAGGUCUAAAUCCUUUACAUUGAGGGAACUAGACCUAUAUACUUUCUACGAUGUUCAAGUCGCAGCCAGAUUUGACCAAUCAAGGGAAGAGAAUUGGAGUGAGUGGACUGAGGUUGAAACCACAAUCACACGUGAGACAACACCUCUAGAAGUUGUACAAGGCCUCGAAAUUAAUGAAACCCCAAACAAAGCUGACCCAGUCUACAAGAGGAAUGUCCGUAUAUUUUGGACGAAAUUGCCAGAAGAAGGCCAACAUGGGCGCCUCUUGGGCUAUAGGGUAGUCAUCCAGGCAGAUGAUACAGAAGAAUUACGACGAGAACAUAACACCAGCCGAAGCUUCUUUACGAUUACUGGUCCCCUUGACAAGUUCAGAGGCUAUCUUGUCAAAGUUGCUGCCCGUAACAGCGCCGGCAUUGGCCCUUGGUCGUCAAUUUUGAUUGAAGAUCAAACAAGAGCACCGGGCGCUCCUGAUGAGGUCAGAGCUGUUGCCUUGACAACGACCUCCAUCUUUGUUGAGUGGGAGGAGCCAAGUCAACCUAAUGGCUACAUAGAGAACUACACUGUGCAAUGGGGGAGGAGUAAUGGUGAAAUAAAAUAUUACACCACCUCAGAUUCAAGCCAGCUUUCUUAUGUCAUCAAUGAUCUGGUGACCUAUGUUCUUUAUGAGGUCGGCAUUAAGGUCGUGAACUCUCGCGGAGAGAGUGAAGUCACAUCUGUAAGGGGCGGGGCACGCACAUUGGAGGGAGUUCCAGAUGCGCCACCUACCAGCGUUGAAGUCAAGCCUGUCAAGAACUAUCCUGAUAGAUUGAUGUUGUCAUGGCAACGGCCGCCUGCUGAAAACAUCAAUGGUGUCCUUCGUGGAUAUGGGAUCUCAUUCUGCAAGAGGAGCCUUGAUAAUGAGAAAACAAAGUACUGUUCAGAUAACCUUCUGCAGUGGAACCUGAGCCGACCAGAUGCAGUUACUGAAACUCUGACUGAUCUGGGGCCAUCGACAUCUUAUCUCAUUUGGAUAGCAGCUUACACUGCGGUAGGCGUGGGACCAGACUCGGAGCCUGUUGAAGGAAAGACGACUCAUGGCAUUCUCUUGUUUGCUAUUGUCAUUCCAAUCGCUAUCGUACUUGGUCUUUGCAUCUUUGGCCUCUGUGUGUGGCAGUAUCGUCACAUCUUUGCUGAGGCCUCAGAAGACCUGUCGAAGCAAAAGUCCUGUAAGAGUAGCGAGAAAGUCCAGAAAGUCCAUGACCAAGUUGUCUCAUCACCAGGAAUUGCUGUCAUCAGUGGGACAUCAGUGGAGCAAGACGGGUCUGAGGUGAGUAAGCUUAAGACUGCAUUGCAGUCAUCCACCGGUCUAGAACCGAUCUUAGUUGCAGUCCAUCUAAACCCGAAGACCUCCAUGUUUGACCGCUCUGAGAGUGGUGAUAGUGGCAUCCCGUCGUCCCCAGAAAACGAUCCUCUGGAUUUCAGCACAAUGGAAGUCAAGGGGACAAGCAUCGCUGAGGAAGGUGAUGACAAUGUGUUCUUGGAAGACAGAGAUGGAGGGUCGUCUGCAAUCCAGAGAGAGAUGAGCAGCGGUCAUCAGUCAUCUUAAGAUAGAGCAUCUUAUCAUAACAUACUGGUAGGUCCGUUAAUAGACCAAUCAUGAAGCCCUGCCCGUGUUGGGCAGUAACCCUUGCGCCUCUUGGAAGCAUGCUGUUCUAGACAGGAAGGUCUUACGCAAGUGCAGGCAUUUGUGGAUCUUCUCUCGGACACUGUCCCACAAUCAUAGCUGUGAUCGGUCUAAAUGUCAUCGAGUGCAGCUUAAUGGCUCAGUCUAAUUUAAUCAUUUUAUGUUCACUCAACAGGGUUAUUUUGUGUUAUCUUUUUAGUUCUCUGCAUGACAUCACUUUUGCAAAAAACCCAAAGUUUAGAUACUGAAAGUCAAUUUAAAUUCUGUUAUUUAUUGAAUUCUUAUCUGAAUUGGGUGGACUACCCAGUGGAAUCCAAGUGAAGAGAAGACUAUGUGAACAAUUACAAAUUUAAAUAUGGGAAGAAAAUCCCAGAAGAAUAUCUGGGGAAACCCACGGAAUCAGGCAGGGACUGAAAACCCAGUCUACAUAUGUGCCCAGGCAGGAAGAGAACCCGGGUCACAGCAGUGGAAGGCGAGGAAAUUAAGUACAGCUACACCAACCUGACUCCGUCUUAAGGAAAAGAUUAAAAUCAUGUGUUGCCUUUUAUUUGCCUAAUUGCAGCUGAUGAUAAUGACAUAGACAAUGGCACAAUGACAGUGACGAUAUAAUGACAGUUACAGCUUUUGUAAAAAUCGUACCUCUUUAAUAGGAAUUUAAUAAAAGACUGUGUGCUUUAAUAUGUUAUGUGCUUUAGAAUAUGAUUAACUCCCAAUAACAAAACUCUUAAAUGUCCAUAUUUUUAUUUUAUUUUAAAAAUUAAAUGUGUUACAUAUUUUUCAUUUAAUUAUGUGUGCUACUGUCAAGCAUGUCAGUAUUAAAAGAAGAACCUAAUUAAUUGUAUUAAAUCCCUUAAAUACAUAGCAAUAGUGUAUAUUGUAAAACAGUAGAUCAUAAAAACAAACAUUGCGGCAUUAUAUAUUUGUAAGUGUUUUUGGGGAGGUAAAUGGGUGGGAAUAAUUCUGUUGGCAUUUUAAAAUCCUUUGGGCAUUCUUAAAUGCUCAAAACUUUUGCCAGUUAUUUAUACUAAGUGCAAAAUGGUUGUCAUGUUUGUUUUUGAUAAUGUCACCUGAACAGCAUUUAUAUGGGGGGGGGGGCCUGAGGCUGGCCAGGGGUGGUCGAAAAUGUUACUUUUAUUUCACUAAAAAAAAAAAAGACAAGUUUUGGUCUGUCAAAUUCUGUACAAACCGUCAAUAGAGGGCGCGCUUCAAUUUUAUGAGAAAUUAAUUAAUUUGAUUACAGGCCGGACUGCUAGAUACAGCGCGCGCCCGGCGGCGCCGGUGAGAAGUUACUUUUUGUUUUAGAAUAGCGCCAUCUCUUGAUCUGUUAUUGUCGGUUCACUGAUAUUUACCGGCAACAAAAUGAACAGUUCGGAUAGUAAAUUACAUGUGGCUA